AUGGUGCUGCUUCGGCUUGGCCCGUACUCCCCGAUGCUCAAUCCUAUCGAGUCCUGUUUCAGCGUCUUGAAGGCUGUGAUCAAGCGUUACUUGGCCCUGCGGACCGAAGACAUGUUUUAUCGGCGAGACUUUGACACGUACCUCGAGGCCCGCAUGAGUCUCUUGGAGGACGCCGCCAGGGAUUCGCUUGAUUGUAUUACCCAACCUUUGAUGAUUCGUGAGGCAAUAUUUUGCCAGCGCAAUGUGAUAAAAGCUCUUCACCUUGAAGAUAUGCAGUAUGGCAAGUAA
This is a messenger RNA of Aphanomyces invadans, 288 nucleotides long. RefSeq lists its product as hypothetical. NCBI's taxonomy places the organism in Eukaryota, Oomycota, Saprolegniomycetes, Saprolegniales, Verrucalvaceae. The transcript has a single exon. The record is from RefSeq and is a predicted model, not a curated record. Bases 1 to 288 code for a protein of 95 amino acids. Gene Ontology annotation, molecular function: nucleic acid binding.